Achroia grisella is the source of this 1965-nucleotide messenger RNA. Its product is annotated as ELAV-like protein 4. Lineage: Eukaryota; Metazoa; Arthropoda; Insecta; Lepidoptera; Pyralidae. Gene Ontology annotation, cellular component: ribonucleoprotein complex. The record is from RefSeq and is a predicted model, not a curated record. Gene Ontology annotation, molecular function: RNA binding. Bases 85 to 1146 code for a protein of 353 amino acids. The transcript has a single exon.
ACCGCAGCGGACGCACCGUGCUUUUCUUUUACCGCGUUUUUCGUUUCCCUUUCGUUCUUUCCGUUUAUGAUUUAAGCCGCCACCAUGUCGAAAGGCGACGGUGAACAGCAAAAUGGAUCGGGCGAGGAGUCUAAAACCAACCUCAUCAUCAACUACCUCCCUCAAAGUAUGACGCAGGAGGAGAUAAGGAGUCUGUUCUCGAGUAUUGGGGAAGUGGAGUCUUGCAAGUUGAUCAGAAACAAAGGGGCCGCGUUCCCGGACGCACUGAAUCACGCGCUGCACGGUGGUGGACAGAGUUUGGGAUACGCGUUCGUUAACUAUCACCGACCGGAGGAUGCUGAGAAGGCUAUUGCCACUCUUAACGGACUGCGGCUGCAGAACAAAACUAUUAAAGUGUCGUACGCGCGGCCCAGCAGCGAAGCCAUCAAAGGAGCCAAUCUAUACGUAUCAGGACUCCCGAAAACAAUGACACAGACCGAGUUGGAGCGGAUGUUCAGUCCGUACGGACGCAUUAUCACAUCGCGGAUUUUGUGCGAGAACUCCGGCGGAAGACCGUUCACGGGCGGCGAGCAGGGCCUCUCCAAGGGAGUGGGCUUCAUCCGCUUCGAUCAGCGUGUGGAGGCGGAACGAGCGAUCCAGGAGCUAAACGGAACGGUGCCCAAAGGUGCGACGGAGCCGAUCACUGUGAAGUUCGCGAACAAUCCGAGCAACAACGGGAAGGCGCUGGCACCGCUGGCCGCGUACCUGCCGGCAGCGCUCCGCUUUCCGGCGCCCCUCGGCCGGUUCAGUUCAGGCAAGUCGUUAUUAGCAAUCAAUAAGGGUCUGCAGCGCUACAGCCCGCUGGCGGGCGAGCUCCUCGGCGGCGUGCUGCCCGGCGCCGUCGGCUCUGAGUGGUGCAUCUUCGUGUACAACCUUGCACCGGAGACAGAAGAGAACGUCCUCUGGCAGCUCUUCGGGCCCUUCGGCGCCGUCCAAAGCGUUAAAGUCAUAAGGGACCUACAGACCAAUAAGUGCAAAGGCUACGGGUUCAUCACGAUGACGAACUACGACGAGGCCGUGGUCGCCAUCCAGUCGCUGAACGGGUACACGCUCGGGAACAGAGUGCUGCAGGUCAGCUUCAAGACCAAUAAGAUCAAGACCAUCUAAAGGGAUCGUCGAGGAUUCGGCCUAGCUGGACGAUAGGACGGCACAGCAGGCGCGCACCCAUACAUAUACAUACAUACACACACACGCAGCAGCGCCGGCCCCGGAGGCGCGGCGGCUGCAGCUCUUGUCGCACGACUUGGACCCGACGUGGAGUAACGUCUUCCGGCGCCACGCUCACCCGUUGUCGCAUCGGACGCGCGACGCCGCGAUGCGACAACGGGUCACGUUUUGUACAUUAAUUAGAAAGUAGCGAAUGUUUUUGACUCGCUCAAUGUGCGGCGACCCUUUGUUCAGCGGCCAUGUUCAUUUACGCGCAUUCAUAGUAGACGGAAUUGGGUUAAGUGUUUGGGGAAAUCAAAAUGGCGGAUUCGCCACCCUCCCGCGGUUUCGGCGCAUGUCCGGAUGGGAUGGCUGUAGCUGAAUGAAAGGCCGCCCCGAGCACGCAAUAAAUUUACACCAAUGUACAGCAUGAGAUGCUGACGGCGAACACUGUCCGCCACCGAAACAGACAUAUGGUCAUAGUCAAUAACAAAAUAAUGAUAUUAAACUUCGCUUAUGAACGGUUGUGGUUAUCGAGAAAUAGUUUUCGGGUAUAAUAAUAAUAAUAAUAAUACUUAUUAGCAAUAAUAACAUUAUGCUGUGCUAUACUCCAAUUUUAUAAGCGAUCAUAUCGUGUUAAGUACGUUAAUGUACGAGUAUAACAUACGUGGUUAAGGAGAUAAUUGGACACAAAUCAAUAAGUAAUAUGCCAAAAUAUAUAUAUGGAAGUAUGUUCAUCUCUGUCGCUCACGUCCGUUAGUUUAGCGAGACAAGAAGACA